AUGGCUCAGUUGGGGCAGUUGAGCCAAUUCCUGGAUAGCCAAGAGCGCAUUGAACGCAUUGAGAACGGAAUUUUGCCCGCGGUGUUCUCGGGGUUGUUGGCUGCUCCCGGGCAGCGGUACAUCCAGGCCGCGGAACCGAUGGCGGGCAAGAGCCAUGUCUUCGCUCGCUUGGCGCUCUUGGGCACCAGCUGGGCUCAGGCCAGCUGGCUCGAGCUCCAGGCCGGCGGCUUUUUGCCCGGCCGCGCCUACCACGGGGGGGCCUGGAGCUCCCAAGCCGACGGCUUCUACGUCUUCGGGGGCUGGGACGGAAGCCACGGCGGCCGCCUCGGCGACCUGCGCCUCUACGAGAGACAGGCGAAUCGCUGGCAGCAGCUGAGCCCAAGCGGCUUCGCACCCGCGGCUCGUGAAGGGCACACAGCGGUGUGGAGCCCUUCGGACGACGGCCUCUAUAUCUUCGGGGGCAACGGCGUCAGCGGCCAAGCAUACGGGCUCUACCUCUACAAGCGUGAGGCGAACCAAUGGCUGCAGCUGAGCCCGGGUGGCUCCGCACCCGACCGCCACCUUCAUGCGGCGGCGUGGAGCCCGGCCGCCGACGGCUUCUACGUCUUCGGGGGCUACGGCUACAACUCCCUCUCCGGUGGCCUCAGUCGCCUGAACGACUUGCACCUCUACGAUCGCCAGGCAAAUCGGUGGCAGCUGCUCAGCCCCAGCGGGUCUCCGCCCAGUGCCCGUACAUGGCACGCGGCCGCAUGGAGCCCUGCCGCCGACGGCCUCUACGUCUUCGGAGGACAAGGCUUCGACGCCACCAUGACAGUCGGUCGCCUGAACGACCUGUACCUCUAUGAGCGCCAGGCGGAUCGCUGGCUGCAAGUGAGCCCCAGUGGCUCUCCACCCAGUGCCCGCGACGGGCACGCCAUGGUCUGGAGCCCUGCCGCCGAUGGCCUCUUCAUUUUCGGCGGCGACGGCGGUAGCGGACCCCUGAGCGACCUACACCUCUAUGAGCGCCAGGCGGACCGCUGGCUGCAGCUGAGCCCAAGCGGGGCCCCAAGCGGCCGAUGGGGUCACGUCGCCUCCUUGAGCCCGCGCGAUGCGCUUUAUGUCUUCGGCGGCUACAACGGAAGCACCGGUGGUGUGCUUUCCGACCUGUACGUGUACGAGUACGAGGCGCUGUCCAGAGGAACGCGGGGCUGGAAAAUCGAGAUCGGCCAUGUCCUUGUGCUUGGGCUCUUCCUUGUCCUGGCGCGGUGA
This is a messenger RNA of Symbiodinium natans, 1248 nucleotides long. The record is from the annotation of a GenBank genome assembly. NCBI's taxonomy places the organism in Eukaryota, Dinophyceae, Suessiales, Symbiodiniaceae.